This is a messenger RNA of Pelmatolapia mariae (spotted tilapia), 8033 nucleotides long. It is a transcript of the gene sobpa, whose product is annotated as sine oculis binding protein homolog (Drosophila) a. The transcript has 9 exons. Gene Ontology annotation, cellular component: nucleus. The coding region runs from base 229 to 3039 and encodes 936 amino acids. The record is from RefSeq and is a predicted model, not a curated record. Gene Ontology annotation, biological process: animal organ development. Lineage: Eukaryota; Metazoa; Chordata; Actinopteri; Cichliformes; Cichlidae.
UUGACUCACAGAGGCGGCUCACCACUGGCGCACGGACCGUGGAGGAUACGGGCAGAAGAUGGCUGACUUAGCCGGGCACCGCAAGCCCUCGGCGGCAUCACCAGCGUCACACGGGCCGCUGAAAAGCUGCAAGACACCCGCCGUCUGGCGACUGUAAACAGCUGCCUCUCUCAACCCCUCCUCUCCCCUCCUCACCGCAAAUAUUGACAGAAGUAUCACAGAGAAAACAUGGCAGAGAUGGAAAAAGAGGGCAGACCUCCGGAAAAUAAAAGAAGCCGAAAACCAGCUCACCCAGUGAAAAGGGAAAUAAAUGAAGAGAUGAAGAGUUUUGCAGAGAACACCAUGAAUGAGCUGCUGGGCUGGUACGGUUAUGACAAGGUGGAGCUGAGAGACUCUGACAGCCUGGAAAUAGGGGAGACACCACAGCACAUCUCUGUCCUCAAAGAAAACUCGUUGCCAAAAAUCCCAGCUUCAACAGAGAACAGUGAAGGCUCUCCGGAUCGAGCCAGCAGCUUUCAUUCGUUGCCAGCCUCCAGGAACGGACUCACAGAGACCUCCACCACGCCGUCCACCUCCACGCCCAGCACCAAGGAGCAUGGCAACCUGCCCAUCAUAGUCCCCAUGAUCCCUCCGCCACUGAUCAAGCCCCCUGCAGACGAGGAUGCGUCCAAUGUGCAGAUCAUGUGCGCCUGGUGCCAGAAGGUCGGCGUCAAGCGCUAUUCUCUGAGCAUGGGGAGUGAGCUGAAGAGCUUCUGCAGUGAGAAAUGCUUCGCUGCCUGCCGCAGAGCCUAUUUUAAGAGAAACAAGCUUGGAUUUAUAAGGAAUUAUACCUGGCGGAAACGGGCUUCCAUAGAAAUGAGACAAAGCUUCAACCUUCAACAAGUCUCUGAAUCUCAGCCCUCAGAGCCAUCCUUCAAGGCAAGAGACGACGAUGGCCUCGGUGGGAAAUUACCCCUGCACAGCUUUGCUCAGGACACGCCCAGGCUUGUCUUCAAGACAAACAGCGAUGUGCUUGUGUGUGACUGGUGCAAACAUAUUCGCCAUACUAAGGAGUACCUGGACUUUGGUGCUGGUGAGCGGAGGCUGCAGUUCUGCAGUGCCAAAUGCCUGAACCAAUAUAAGAUGGACAUUUUCUAUAAAGAGACCCAGGCUGCCCUUCCUGGAGCACUGUGUAACCCAGGACACGGAGCUGGAGGGGAGGGUAAGCCGGAGUGCAGUUCAGGAGUGCAGCUGCUCACUCCUGAAUCCUGGGGAACGCCGCUAACGGACCUUCGACGUAAAGUUCCCUCACCUGGAGGGCCUUCCUCCACCUCAGUUUUGGCCCCUUCCACAUCUUCUGCUGCCUCACCCUCAGACACUGCAGCUGUCUGCUCCCCAUCCUCCUCCUCUUCAGCCAAAAUCCCCACACCCAGACCCCAUGAGAGCCCCUCACUUCCCCCACCACCUGUUCCUGCUCUUCACCCACCAGUCGGGGUCCCCUCUGGCAGCCCUCCCAUGGUGAUGACACCCCGGGGACCCAUGCCCCUGCCUCUGUUCAUGGAGCAUCAAAUGAUGCAGCAGAUCCGCCCCCCAUUUCUUCGCACCUCUGCCCACCCAGGAGGGCCCAACAGCCCGCUGUCAAACCCAAUCAUUCCUGGUAUUGGUCCACCACCACCUCCUAGGACCCUUGGUCCUCCAUCAAGCCCCAUGCACAGGCCUCUGCUAUCUCCACAUGUCCACCCUUCAUCCAAUCCCAACCCUGGCAUGAUCCCCCCACACCCUGGAAUCCCCAUGCCGGGCCUACCGCCUUUCCCCCCAGUCAACAUGAUGCCCAAUGGACCCAUCCCCCUGCCGCCAAUGAUGAACUUUGGCAUGCCGUCCUUGGCUCCAUUGGUACCUCCCCCAACUCUCUUGGUCCCUUACCCUGUCAUUGUACCCCUCCCAGUCCCAAUUCCUAUUCCAAUCCCUAUCCCCUUCAACCCCAAAUCCUCCAGGGACCGACCUGAGAGCACUGGUUCUGUCCGUAGUGCUCCAGAGUCCUCAGAAGCUUCAGCCUCUAGGCUCCAUUCUCCAGGCUCCUCUGGAGGUGAUAGAGGGAGCCAGAAGAUAGAGCCAGCCGGAGGGCGUGUCUCUCCUGUGCGGUCAGAGAGAGGCAGGACAGUGGAAUUGACUGUGAAGGCAGAGGACAACUCAGGCAACCUUUGUCUCAGCAGUGGCCCUGGAUUGAUGGAUGGGGUUAUUGAUCUAACAGUGGGCCAAAGAUCAUGCCAGCAGCAGGUAAUUCACAGGAUUCUACCUGGUGUCCAGGUCAAAGUAGAGCCAGAGGCGGAUUCAAGAUCUCCACCAGCUGCUGAGCUGGGGAGGGAAGGGAAGAGCCAUCGUGAUGAAGGGGAAGGGGCUCUGCUCUCACAGGAACUCCUCAGUGCUGCGGAGCCGGAAGGGGCCACACACCCUAACACACUGGAAUCAUCAGCCCCACCUUCCAGUGCUCCCAGCAAAGCUUCAGUGAGCCAGAAGAGUCCCCACUAUUCUAACCGUACAACACCACCCUCACCAAGUACAGUGCGGACCCAGCCCCCAUCUUUACCCCAGCACCAGACUAGCCCUGCUGCCCCAUGUAAUGUGAUAGUCAAUGGUACGGGAUGGCAUCCACUUCUCACGCCUGCGUUCGAAUCUGACCGAAGGGGAGAGACAGGAGAAGGAGAGGCAGAGAAGCACCCAGCUAACGGUGAGCUUGAGCGUGAGGCGCUGAAAGAGAACAAUUGUUCCGUAGGUGAAUGGGAGCCAGGGAAGCGGGUCUCAGCACAAGAUGAGAUGGGUAACACGGUGGAGGGUAAGCCAGAUCCUGACUCCAACUUGGAGGAGGGUGAGCAUGCCUACGCCCUACCGCUGCUGUCGACCGGAGGCUGUGUUGUCAUACAGCCUGUGCCAAAGCCCGCCGCCGACAAGACAGCCAUCCUCUCCUGCUCCAUCAGCGCACCACUAUCAGCCGCUGGGAGUCCUGAGCUCGAGCCGCCGCUGAAGAGGAGGUGUCUGCGAAUUCGCAAUCAAAACAAAUGAGAUGGAUGCUCUGAGGACCGCAGUGCCAUCAACGACACUCACUUGUCCACCCCCCACCUCCAAAUCACACACACACACACACACUGUCCUCAUCCUCACCCAUCGUCCAGUCUACCAGCACCACAAAUCGCCUUUGAUGACCGAUGAGUCCAAACAAACAUGAUGAUGUGUAUCAUAGCCGAGUGGACUACUGUUGUCUGUGCGACAGACACUCUGAUGGCCACCAGGACCGUUUGAUCCCUGAACUGAAGAUAGUAUAUUCCUGCAACAGGAGGAAUUUACCCCACUGCUCCUCUCCUCAUUUAGAGACUCUCAGCCCACACUGCCCCUUUAGACUUCAAUCCACCCUCCCCUAUCGAACAAGUACUCUCUGUAUUGUCUUUUUACUAUGGAACGCACUGUAGUGUCCGAUAUUCAAACCUGCUGCUUGGAAAUUACUGAAGGAGCCCCUAAAACUGAAACGCUUCAGUCCAACUUUGUGCCACACCACAGGUAUAAAAUCUCUGCUCCUGUAAGUCUUAUUUUUAUCACUUGUCACUGAGCUGUAGAGGCAUUAAAAAAUCAUCUUGGCAUUUGCUUGUUCAUCAGAAAUGUUUGCACAUAGAUGCCACACCGGUUGCUUCAGUUCAUGGAAUGAUGAGUCAAAGCAGCCGCCAUAUUGCUGAGGAGGAGCCAGACUUUUUAAUGCACAUAUGUCUAUGGAAGCAGUAGAUACACAAUUAAAUACCAGGAUGAUUUCAUGAAAUUUCAAACUGAUUUUCAAGCUAUUUGAAUUGUCAUUUCCCCAGAUUUUCUGUUGAUAGUUCUAAAAUAUCAGAUAUUAAGAUUACAAAUCUGCAGCUGCUUUUCUGUGAUGUUGUAAAGACUGACUCUGAAAUGUAAAAACUGAUGGGAUUACAUCAUUUUCAAGAGUUUACUGUCACCCUGAAAUAUGAGCUGGAGACGAGUCAUUUGGCUCAAGUGCUGCUGUUCAUGAAUGCCUUUUAUCUUUUGGGAAUGCACACACACAAAAAGUCAUUCUGAUGCAGCUCUGAAUGCUUCUGUAAUGACAAUUCAUGCACAUUGUAAGUCAGUUUAAAAGAGAGCUGCACAAAGCAGCACAAAAGUUUUCACGUUACACAGGAAUGGCUAAGAACACAUAGUGAGCUCCCCUGAGCAUGAUGGUGGCUGCAGAGAUGCAUCUCUCAAGCCCAGAUUUGGUAUCUGUGUGUUAAUACACGUGCUUGUUCACAACCAGCAAAAAUGUCCUUGCCAACCUUGUCACCAAGUUCUGGGUGAAUCCAGUGGGAUUAAGAAAUCUGGGAAAUCUUUCUUUUUUUCUUUUUUUUUUAUGGAUGGGGGCAUAAAAUCACCUUCACAUAUGUUGAGAAUUAUUCUGAUGAUAACCUUCACCAGCAAGUAAGUGUGUGGGUGGAAUCGUGCAAUCUCUGCCAUUUUCCGUUGGCAUCUGUCUGUUUGCUCUCCACUGAAUUCAGUUUUAGUGUUACACAAGGAUAAGAUGGAGCUGUCGUGAUAAUCAUUCCUAUUAUUGACAUUUUCUCUACCCUCUGGAAUGCUGCCCGUGUGCUUAAACAGUAAUCUGUGCUAGUAACAGUAAUAUCAGAGAGCAUUUCAAGGCUUACUUGCACCACCAAAAGAACUGAGAUGGCAUGGCAAUGUGGAAGCAUCCUCCAGCCUGCAGUGGGUACUCGCUUCCGCAGGCUAGUACUUAAUCUUUUCUAUAAUACAUUACCAGUGAUGUUUCUGUCAUGGGUUAGUUUGAGACUGACUGCACUGAAUUUUGAGGGGGGUGCAGGGGGAAGCCAGCUCUUUCAUAAAUUAUUCUUGUGGGACUGAAGGGAAAACUGCUGAAGUAACACAACAGAAACAUUUGAACAGUAAACACACAGAGGACAAAUUCUUUAUGGCAAUAUUUUGUCCACUAACUCUGCCAAGUUGGUUCUUUUUUUGCCAAUUCUUUUUUGUUUUAAGGAAGUAUUUUCAGCAUUUGUAGAUCCUACCGGGAAGUUUGAGUAAAUGCAACACAACUGUCACCCAUCCAGUUUGAUCUGAUCCAGUUACACAUCGGUUGUGAGCUGGGACGCCAUCAGACAAAGCCAGCAUUUAGUUUACACUCCUAUGGAGGAGGUGCACUGUACCAGUGUGAGACAAGGUAUUAUCACAUGCCAAAGGCCUCUGGUGUGUUGAAACAAAACAUGUCACCUAGUUUUUAGUGGAAAUGGGAUUUUAAACUGAAGAUUUGACUGGAUAAUUUAUAGCUGCCAAAAUAACAAGCACUUAUUUUGAAAAAAGAAAAGAAAAGAAGACCCAAGAGAAGAGAAGUGGAUGUCAAAAGCAUCAUUACUAUUAUACUCUUUUCGGUUUAGACCUGUGAUAUGUCACAGUAAGCGUGAGAUAGAAUCUGGCUUAAAAUGACAAAGUGAUCUUCAAUUAUCGUUUGUCUUGCACUCUGAUUUUCUUUAAAUUAUUAGUAUAAAAGUAAAAAAAUUGUUUUCUACACUGUAAAGACCAGACCGAGCUUUUCCUCACGCCCGUAUUCACAAGCAUACAUACUCAUGUGGCACAAUGCACAUAGUAAAUUUAACUUUGUGUUUGUGUGUGUGAGGCAGGUGCAAGCAGAGAGCCCAGUUGAGAUUACAGAGUGUUGACUCAGAAUAAGCAGUGUGCAACUCUAUCUGUCGCCUCUUAGUCAGGCAUUUAGGCUUAGCUCGCCUCUUGCCAAGGCCCAGCUUUGGUGUCACUUUAAGCUUUUCCUCGUCUCUGCUUCAAUUCUCUGCAAGCAGAGCCAGUCAAAAUGGUCUUUUGAAGCUCUUGUCUGCCUUUUGCUGUAUUGCACUUAAAGAGACAGACUAAAAUACACAUCUGGUGCUGUGAUUUUUGGUGUGAGCUGCUGUAGUUUUGAAUAUAGUGAUAUAAUGGAACUAAAUCACAUUGAGCUGCAGGAAAUAUUAAGGAAUGCAGUUCCUGGAGUGGCCACUUGAGGCUUUUUCCAAAAACAAAGAAGUUCAAUUAGCUUCCUUUGUCAAAAUACAUUAAAAAGAGCAUACAACCAUGUUUUACAGCCUGGCACAAAAACAGUUUUUGGAUAGUUUCCCCUUUCAUAAGAACAACACUUGGUUUAGGUGUUGGUGUCUUUUACAACAUUUUUAAUUAUAUUUUCAGACAAUUAAUAUGCCAUCUAUCAGCCCACUCAAGAGGUUUGUGCUUUAAUUUUGGUGAAUGAAUUAUAAUAUUUUAUUAGUCUGUUACUUAAAACUCAUUAGCAGGCAUGUAUGUGUGGUGCUUGCUAACCAACUCACAAGUGUUACAGUCUUAAAAAUGGUCAGCGGGUGACGGCACGGUGGCUUAGUCCAUCUUAAAUAUACAGUCUGUGAGUGACAUUUGCAUGUGUGUUUAAAGUGCUAAAACAGAUAUGAAAAACUCAACAGCAAUGCCCAUUUCCAAAAUCAUGAUCCAUUUACUCUUCCUACAGAACUACACCCGUGACUGUGCAGAAGGAACCUUUCAUUUUCCCAUGACAAGAGCAGACAUUAUUUGGAAAAUAGUGCAUUAAAGGUUUCUGAAUUAAGUUGGCCAGAAAGAGACUGCUCUGCCGAGUUUUUCAAAUCCUAACCCUAACCUGUUGCACACAAAUAUUUAAGAGACGUUUAGUUCCAUUAUACCGAAGAGACGAGAAGGCAAAAAUCUUUACAGCCAAUGCACAAGAUAGGAAUGGAGUGAAAGCAUGGCAGGCCACAGGGAAGAUAUGCAAAUGUGAUUUUAGGGUGAAUUAUUCCUUUAAGUAGAGCUACUUCUUUCUGUAAUACUUUCCCAAAAAAUACAGUUUACAUCAGACGAAUAUAAAGUAUUCCUCUGAUUUAAUUUCUUCCCCAGAGAAUAACUCUGUUUGUUUUAUUGACCUUUCCCUGACCUUUCUUGUGGCGCCUUCAGGAAAAUUUAACAAAUUUAUUCCUAAGAUUGAAAAUCCUAGAUAUCUUAACCAGUAGUUUCAUACUGAUUAAAAAUGUUGAGAGGGCUUGAUUUGAUGAGGAACUUACUGCAAUCUGUUGUUAUGUCUGUUUUCACUCCUGCUUGGCCCUGUUACAUAGAGACGCUUACAUACAGAGACUACAGCAACAUGCCCAAUUGCGUCUGUUUCUAAUCUGCACCAUGCUGUGUUGGCGUCACAAGCGGUAUACUAUCUGUGCCUGAGACAGACACCGAACAUGCGAAAGCCUGACUCUCGUGGGGAAAACCUGGACCACCGAGUCAGUCUUUGUGAUGGCAACCCGACUCGUGACAAAUAUCCAGCAUUCUUUUUUUGGUGAUGGACUACAGGCCUGGUCAGCAGCCUUAAUUAUGCAAUGACAACCAACUCCAAAACUGCUAAAAACAAGUGGUCCACAGGCAAAAUAAAACAUGAUUCAACUUCAUGUUACUUUUCAGAAACAACGGAGAAGUUGCCUUAACUCUUGCUUGUAUAAUCUCUCCAGUUAAGACAAUGAUGCUCGCUUGUAAAGAAGACUCUCCCUUCUUUGUACAAAAUGAAAUAUACCAGAAACAACAACUUUGUUAUCUUGCUAGUGUCAGUGUAUAGAUGAUCAGCUUUUUCUGUAGCUUGUAUGGACCGUCACAUUUUUGCUAAGAAGAGAACCCCCCACCCCACCCCUGCCAGACUUUCUUGUUCCUAAUCAUCUGUUUUAACUCGUGGUGGACUGUCAAUCUUUUUUGUGUACAUUUUAUAGUAUUAUUUAUUGUUGACAAGUUUUGCAUUUGCAAAUAAAAAAGUAAAGGUGGUUUGACCUGAGCAUUCGAUUCCAAUGUAAAUGCUUGGUGAACAGUGACAUGCUUUUUCUUUUCUUUUUUUAAUCAUUAAAAUGGAGGACACGAUGAUAUGAGGAGGCCUUUUUAUUAUGUUGUAACAUGUACAUAACAUGUGGCCAAAAUUGCUUUUGGAGAAUGGUCAUUUUUUUGUGUUGUAACGGUAUUUGUUUUAUUCAGUGAAUUGCCCAUGA